ACAAAUUUAAAUAUUAAAAUUUGAAUUGAUGCGACAAUUGCCGAUUGCAAGCUUUUUAUUCUGAAAAUUUGCAAGCUUUUGUACACUUCCAGAAGAAAAGAGAAUUAUAGCGCAUCGAACAUGCUUCGUUUUAAACUACUCGUAAUCUACGUCCUGAUUUCAUGGAUCUCAUUUGUUUCUCCCGAAAAAAAGGGUCGUUGUCCAACAAAAGAGCCGCUUUUAAAUGAUGAAAAUAUAGUAGUUCCUGAUAAUGGAAAUGUUCCAGCAGUCUCAGGAAAAUUAAAAUUUCAACAGGACAGUCAAAAACUUUAUAUACGGUUGAAUAAAAAAUGGAAUGCCAUUGCAAAAAAGCUUAACUCCGCCAUUGCCAAACUUACUCAAGUCAAUGCUGCCGUCGCUAAACUUACAUCACGUUUGGAUAAGUUGAAUCAGACAGUGGAAAUAAAAGCGAGGUCGAGUUGCGCUAGUUUGUAUCGAACCGGAGCAAGAAUCAACGGAGUCUACACAAUAGAUCCUGAUGGUCAAGGUUCGUUUCAAGUCAGAUGUGAUAUGAGCACAAACGGGGGUGGCUGGACCGUGUUUCAAAGAAGACAAGAUGGAAGUCAAAAUUUCUACCUUGGAUGGUCAGACUAUAAAGCAGGCUUUGGUGAUUUUAACGGCGAGUUCUGGUUGGGCCUUGAUAAAAUACAUCGUUUGUCCAAAUCUGGUCAAAAUGUUCUAAGAGUAGAUUUGAUGGAUUUCGAUGGCGCGGAAAUUUACGCUAAAUAUGGAAUGUUUAGUGUGGCUGAUGAAUCAGACAAAUACAGAUUGAAUAUUGACAGUUAUUCAGGUGACGCAGGUGAUUCUCUUGCUGGGCACAAUCAAAUGCAGUUCUCUACCAAGGAUAGUGACAACGAUGCAACGAGUGUUAAUUGUGCUAAGAGAUGCAAAGGAGGUUGGUGGUACAAAGCCUGUCAGUUUUCAAACCUCAAUGGCCCGUACCUGGGUGCAGGUCAGACCAAUGACAUCGGAAUAACCUGGUACUAUUGGAAAAGUUCAUGGUAUUCAUAUAAAAAGACAGAGAUAAAAAUUCGUCCAAGCCAGUUUUAAGAUAAAGCACUUUAAUUGCUGAGAACGUGGGUUUGACGAUGUUUUUAUUGAAUCCCAAGUUUCAAAUUGAUUAUUAUGUGAUUUAAGUCCGAAUUAAUUAAUGUCGCAGUAUUUUAAAUGAUUAUUUAAAUAAUAUUAAAGAUGAGUUAGGCCUGUUUUCCACUUCAACCGUAUCGUAGCGAAACGUAGCGUAUCUCACUGUUUCAAAAUCAUUUUUUUCUGAUUGAAUACUCCAUAAACAUAGAAAUACCAUGACGCUACGUUACGCUACGGUUGAAGUAAUUAAAGUCGCUUCUGCGCCUCGGUUCUGCUCAUGACAAUGAGUAGUCUACUUGUUUCAAAAUUGCUCAAAUUUCUUAUGUUUUGUAAUAAACUCUCUCUCAUAUUCAUUUAAAAGUAUAGCGAACUAAAAGUGUGACAAAUAUUCUGAAAGUUCUUGAUAUUUUAGGAAAUAUAUACGGAUUGGAAAUGUAAACAAAGCGUUUGUUAACAUUACGGCCAGACUGCGCCCUACCUUUAAGUGAUGGUAAUUAGUAAAUAAAUUAUUGCGUGCAAUAAUACGUUUGGCCAUUUGAACAGCAGCAGUCCAUCACCGUGAACUGCCAUUCACAAAGGCUUCAGAAACAUCUCAUAUAAUUUGACCACUUCCCGCAUAAUGUGAUCAGUCAACGUAAGAGAUCGGGAGUGUACGUUUUCGAAACGUCAUGCAAGGUUAAUCUGAAUUAAGAUCUCUUACAAGUCAUGCAGGGCACAAAACACAGUUUGGACGCUAACUGCGUUAUUUCAGAAGCUUUAUAUCUGGUAAGUUGAAUGUCGUUGUCAUAUGUAUUUAUUCGUAAUUGCGUUUGAAACUACACCAUAUAUUACAUAAUACCAAUGUCGUGAUUUUCUUAUUCAAUCAUAAAAAUUCCGACGACAUUUUGUUUCAGCAACAAAAUAAUAUAAAACUUUAUUUCUAUAAUAUCUUUAGUUAUAAGAAUUAAGAGUAAAUUUUAGGAAUCGUGGGUAUGUCGACAGGUAUUGAUAUCAUAUUGGGCUAAUAAUGACGUGUAUUUUUCAGUUUGUUUUUCAUGUUCUAACAUGUUCAGACCUUCUGAAGGGAAAACUCGUCUCAAAGAGA
Molecule: messenger RNA, 2209 nt
Organism: Dendronephthya gigantea
Lineage: Eukaryota; Metazoa; Cnidaria; Anthozoa; Malacalcyonacea; Nephtheidae
Product: ryncolin-1-like
Exons: 7
Coding region: 121-1089 (322 amino acids)
Source: RefSeq, a predicted model, not a curated record